Molecule: messenger RNA, 1896 nt
Organism: Ogataea haglerorum
Lineage: Eukaryota; Fungi; Ascomycota; Pichiomycetes; Pichiales; Pichiaceae
Exons: 1
Coding region: 1-1896 (631 amino acids)
Biological process (GO): protein K11-linked ubiquitination; positive regulation of mitotic metaphase/anaphase transition; anaphase-promoting complex-dependent catabolic process
Cellular component (GO): nuclear periphery; anaphase-promoting complex
Molecular function (GO): protein binding
Source: RefSeq, a predicted model, not a curated record
AUGGAUGUAGACGUAACAUCCGCCCAGCAAUUACCAUUUGCUGUGGGUUCAAGCAAGAAUUUUCUCUGGUGCCCCACUAUGGAUUUGGUGUCUUUCCAAUUGAGCAAAAAUGCGCUUUGGGUCUACAGAUUAGGAAACCAGCGGGUCUGGACAAUCGAAUUAGAUGAUGAUCAAGAGAUUGAGUGUCUUUGCUGGAGACCUGAUGGCAAGAUAUUUGCUAUAAUUUCCACCGAGGGACAAGCUAAUCUAUUUGAUUCGAGCAGUGGCAAAUUGAUGCUCAAGUUUCAAAUUGGGAGUUCAAUAGAAACUUGCAGCUGGUUUAAUAGACUCAGCACAUUUGACACCUCAAACAAAUAUGAGCAGAUGUUUAACAUCAGUCUCACCAACUCGCUACCCAAACUCACAUCGUCACAUAGUUCAAAAAAGCUGGUCAACGAUGAUCAACUAAUCAAGUGCGAAGAUUCUUCCCUUGAUUUCCUCAUCAUUGGAUCUGAGCAUGGCAUGAUCUCUCUGGUUCUAUAUGGCAUCUUCAUCAUUGAGAAUUUUCAGCUACCGCAGCUGCAGGAUUCUCACUCAACGUUCUUGGGCAUUUGCUCGUCCAGAAACCUCGUCUCGCAUUACAUUCUGACAGAAAAGGAAGAAGGCCUUUUCGUUAUUAAAUUGACAACUUCAUUUGUGGAAAUAUAUGGUAACUUACUUCCUCGUGUGUGCCUUGCUUGCUCCAAACUUGUGGGCCUACUCACAUAUGUUAAAGAGUUGAUUGAUGAUCUGGCUUCCGAAUGCAUGCCUUUUGAAGAUUACACUGUGCGCAUAGUCGAUCUCUUGAAAAGCGAGAUUGAAUCUUUGCCGGAGUCUAAAAAUAAUACUGUUGACCCUAUAUAUGACCUUUAUGAUCUUUUGUUGACUGGAGUCAUGACAGAGCCGACUAGGGCUUGGAUUAGUGACUAUUUGGGAGACCGAGGACUGAAAAGGUGGACAAAACUAGGCAAACAGUACUAUGAAAGCUCCAGAAAAAACCUUUUCUACAAUCUGAUUCCUGCAUUGGAACACAUGCUUGUAUACCUUACAGACUUACAUGGUCUUUCCAAUUGGAAAGAGAAUGAGGGCAAAUUGGGCCUUCAAGGUCAGCUUAUAGAUAAGGCUAUUGAGCUAACUUCUAAACUACUCCGUCUGCUCUACCAAAAUAUGUUGAAACUGAACGAGCAACAGCAGUGUUUCGAGAGUUUCGUUCAGUGGCUCAACGCAAUUCUGGUCGAAAUAACCUCUGACGAGAAAAGCACUGACACCAUCAAGACAAAAGAAGUCAUCAAGUUCCUUACAACGGGCUUACAGAUAUCAAUUAAUGACGACUCAUCGCAACUUUUCUCGGAUCUAAAGCACACAUGUGAGCAAUUCUUUGAUGCCAUCAAAAGCAACAUGAAGACCAAAAUGAAUUCCGAUAUGUUUGGAAGAAUUGGAGGUGUUGGUUGCAUAAAUGCCAAACUUUCAAUAUACACCGAAGACGAGAAGGAAUUCGGGCUUGUCAUAAUGCAGCAAGAAGGACAAGCUACAGUCGUGAAGUUUGAUUGCUUCACACUGAAUCACUCAAUUUAUCCCUUGGAAAUCUCAGAUUUGCUUCUUGGUAAGACCGCAGAUAUUCAAGGAACUUUUCUGAACCCUAGAGAGCUGGUCAUCUUAGUGGCGUUCAAGGAUGACAUGAUUAAAAGUGAUCUUUUGGUUUUGGAUACUCGUGACAUAAUGACUGGAGCUUCAACUGAGCUGUCUCGAAAAAAUAUCAUGAAACACACCGAGUUUAGGGAGGGAUUUAUCCCUAGAUAUAUUGCUAUCAACCCAUUGCGAAGAAUCGGAUGCUUGCUUGAUUCAAACAAGAAGAGCUACAUCGUCGUAGAAAUUUAA